UAUUAAUUCCAAUUAUUGCAAAAAUGAGAGAUUUCAAUUUUCAACCAAACAAAAAUUAUAAUAAUUAAAAAAGGGCUAAAAUUUGCCAUUUCAUUUGCCUUUGCAUUUGAGUUUCAUUUCAGACUGCUCGUUUCCCUUUAUUUUUAUUCUCCUCUUUUAGCAUUUUCAUUUCUAAGCAGCGCUGCGAUCCAAAUAAGUAACCACCAACGCUUGGCGGAUCAAAAUCAACCGAUCCGACCGCUUUUUUUUUCUUUGUGUUUGUUUAUCUUUUUCCACGAUUUUGCGGCCAGUGGUGAAAGGGGGAAUUGGGUGAUCGGACAGUGGAGGAACAAGGAUGCCGUCUCAGGGAGAUCUGGAUCGUCAGAUCGAGCACCUGAUGGAGUGUAAGCCGCUGUCUGAGGCGGAGGUGAAGGCGUUAUGCGAGCAGGCACGAGCAAUACUAGUGGAGGAAUGGAACGUACAGCCUGUGAAGUGUCCGGUAACGGUAUGUGGAGAUAUUCAUGGACAGUUUUACGAUCUAAUAGAGCUGUUUCGGAUAGGAGGGAAUGCGCCUGAUACAAAUUAUCUCUUCAUGGGAGAUUAUGUAGAUCGUGGGUACUACUCGGUUGAGACUGUCACACUCUUGGUGGCACUAAAAGUCCGUUAUAGAGAUAGAAUCACAAUUCUUAGAGGAAAUCACGAGAGCCGUCAGAUUACACAAGUGUAUGGUUUUUAUGAUGAAUGCUUGAGAAAAUACGGAAAUGCUAACGUAUGGAAGCAUUUUACAGACCUGUUUGAUUAUUUACCCCUCACAGCUCUUAUUGAGAGUCAGAUAUUUUGUUUGCAUGGAGGACUUUCACCAUCGUUGGACACAUUAGACAAUGUUCGAGCAUUAGAUCGUAUACAGGAGGUUCCUCAUGAAGGACCAAUGUGUGAUCUCUUGUGGUCUGAUCCUGAUGACCGCUGUGGAUGGGGUAUAUCUCCGCGUGGUGCUGGUUAUACGUUUGGACAAGAUAUUGCAGCUCAGUUCAACCAUACCAAUGGUCUCAGCCUGAUUUCAAGAGCCCAUCAACUCGUCAUGGAAGGAUACAAUUGGUGUCAGGAGAAGAAUGUGGUGACUGUCUUCAGCGCCCCAAACUAUUGUUACCGAUGUGGGAACAUGGCUGCAAUUUUAGAGAUUGGGGAGAAUAUGGACCAGAAUUUUCUUCAGUUUGAUCCGGCACCUCGGCAAGUUGAACCUGACACCGCACGCAAGACUCCUGAUUAUUUUUUAUAAUUCUUUUUUAAUUCAUAUAAUAUAUACUACAUAUAAUAUAUAUUCCUGCUAUAGCUGUUUCUAGCCCCUGUUUGGAAGCGAGAAGCUAUUUGUUGGUUUAAGUUGAGGGUCAUCGACAAGAUCAUUCAUUCAUUGGGUUUGUUAAUUUUGCUUUAGAAUCGCAUAGCAGUACUGAUGAAGGUUCCCCAAUGGGCCCUCGUCUGUAUAUUUCUUAGAAUUAGGGAGGAGCAUCAAUAACGUGUUUAUCAUGUGUUCUGUAGUUUUGCAGUUUCCAGGGUGAGUUUCUAGCAUUAUUAUUCGUACGGCUAUUUGUAUGGCUCCCCGGGAUUACACCAGUAAACAUAAGAUACCAAAACCAAAUUUACGCCAA
Messenger RNA from Gossypium arboreum, 1625 nucleotides. Its product is annotated as serine/threonine-protein phosphatase PP2A catalytic subunit. Gene Ontology annotation, biological process: mitotic cell cycle; peptidyl-serine dephosphorylation. Bases 335 to 1255 code for a protein of 306 amino acids. Gene Ontology annotation, molecular function: protein serine/threonine phosphatase activity. Gene Ontology annotation, cellular component: cytoplasm. The transcript is spliced from 6 exons. Lineage: Eukaryota; Viridiplantae; Streptophyta; Magnoliopsida; Malvales; Malvaceae. The record is from RefSeq and is a predicted model, not a curated record.